AGAAAAAAGAAUUUAAGUUUCGGGAUGGAAAGGCCAGUGUGCUGUUGUUUACCUGGCUGUGUGACCACCGACCAUCCCCUCUGUAUUUGAAAGAAUACUCAGUGUGCAUGGGUUUUCGGCCAAGAUUGUUUUACAUUUAAACAGGGAAGCUGAACAUUAGACAUGUUUGGGACAGUUGAAGAGCAGGAAGUGAUUGCAAAUGAACUACAAGAGUGUCCAUGUUGUCAGCGAUGUAUACUGCGUUAUUUAGGGUUCAGAAUACCCUCCCAGUUCAAAGGAAACAGUCCUUCAGAGAUUAUCAACAAGAUUUUACAUAAGACAGCAUCCUCAGAUUUGAAAACAGAUAAUGCAACAUUAUCAGAUGAAGCUACAACCCCAUCUUCAUUAAAUGCUACAAAAGAAAAUACAGCCAACGAUGUUGAAUUGGUUAAGAAUGAUAACAAUGGGGACACUAAGUCCAGAAUAGAAAUACCUAAGAAAGAGAAUGGCGAAGAGAUUGAUAAUGCGAUGGAUGUUGGUAGAUCGGAAGGGGAGGAAGGUGGUCUAUUAUGCAUAUCAUGUUUAGGAACCUUGCAAGAUAAAUAUUCAUCAUUGUUUGUGUCAAAGGUGAUAGCAACAGUUCAAGAAGCGGAUCAUAAAUUUGAAUCGUUUCAGCUGAGUGUCUCGUUAUCAGUUCAAUUUAUACUAAGGCAGCAUGCUAUUUGGAAACAUUUGCAAACAAACUAUGAAUCUGUCUACAGCAAGCGUAAGCUGGAUGAAAUUUCUACCAUUAAAGAUGUACUGAAGUGGGUAUAUGGCCCGAAACUUAGCUCGCCCCUUGAUGUCCGAUUCAGUCCAAUGAGUCUUUUUGAAAUUGGGCUGUCCAUCAGCCAUGCUGCUACAAGUAGAGAAUGUGAUUUUUUGAUCCCAGAUACUAGAAAGAGAAGUGAGCCACCAAGCAAGCGAAGAAGGAAAUUACAGAAUUUUGAUGGCGUGUCUCGCACAGUGGUACAAAAUAAAUUGUCAGAGAUGCCCACUGAAGAGCUCCAAAGGCAGUACCCUUGGCCUCCAUACACCCCUUCAGAGGCCUGUGUAGUGAAUGUGACAAUAUCCCAUGCACCGGUAUUUGUAGCAGGAAGGUACAACAAAUACUCUCGGACAUUAAGUCAAACACCGUGGUUGAUCGAUGGUGAGCGAAAAACACAGAAUUCAGUUGAAGAAUACAUUUGCAUACCAAUUAAAAAAAAACUGCAAGCCAAAGAUUACAAAUUUUCUUCUUCCGGGAGAGAAGAUGUUGAUGUAUUGACAUUAGGAAGAGGCAGGCCAUUCCUAGUUGAGCUACUGAAUCCACACCGAGCUUUACAAGGGCAAGAAGAUAUGACAGAAUUACAAGAGUUUAUAAAUUCCAGAACCGAAGAUGUUGCUGUAAGUGACUUGCAGAUGGUCACAAAAGAGGAAACUAAGAAACUGAAGGAGGGUGAGACGUCAAAGACAAAAUCAUACAAUGCCAAAAUAUGGGUGGAAGAGGCAAAAACCCCAGAAGAUCUCAAAAUACUGGAAACAUUUAAGGAUCUUGUGAUUUACCAAAAGACACCAAUCCGUGUGUUACACCGUCGUAACCUUGCAACAAGGGAGCGAGUAGUCCACAGUAUGCAAGCACAGUAUAUAGACGAUCACCAUUUCCAGUUGAACCUCAGCACACAAGCCGGCACGUACAUAAAAGAAUUUGUCCACAGUGACUUUGGGCGUACCGAACCAAAUCUCGGCAGCUUACUGAAAUGCCAUGUUGAUAUUUUGGAACUGGAUGUAGCAUCUGUGGAUCUAGAUUGGCCAAAAAAACUGGACAACACAAACAACCAACCAACCAACCAACCACAAGUUGAGCUUUGAAGCCAUCAGGUCUGGAAGUGUUAUGAUUAAAACAUUUAAUUUUCAACUAAUGAAUUUAGAUAAUAAAAUUAAACAUUUAAAUGUGUGGCGCUCUUUCCAUGCUUAUUCAAGUAUUUACAGUAGAUAAGAAAAUUAUACAUGGGCGAGUGACUAUUCAUCACCACUAUGUAGUUAAUUGAUAAGUUGAAUACAAAGCUUUGUAGUUCAGGGAGCCAGUUACAGAUGGAAUAAACAUUGACAUCGGAGCAGGAAAAGAGGUGCAAUGUCACCAGCGUACAGUGCCAUCCCUGUGAGUAGCAGCAAAAGAGGAAAUGAAACAAAAUGGACAAAUGACAUCGUCUUAUACAGAAGUCGAAUAAACACAGAAUUUACCUAAACAUGUGUUUUAUUAAUUAACUAAUACAGUAUUUACAUUUGAAUUUAAUUUCAAAUUUAUAUUUGAAGGCACCUUGUGUUUUCAAAUUGUAUGUAAAUUUGGAAUCUGUUGCCAAGUAACUUUUAUAUACAGUAUUAAGUGGUUACAAUCAGGAUUCAUAAACAGUUACAUUUUUACUAUCUCUUGAAUAUCAAAUUGUCGAAACCAACAUUUCAGAGCAUAAUAAAUAAAUCAUCAAUAAGACAAAAGGAUUGUUUUUGAAUGGUGUUAAGUUAACUGCCGUCGUAUCCAAUCUUGUUUACUUUAUUCUGUACAGCAUCUUACGUUGCAUACGAUACUGAAUCUCGCCUCGUCUCAUCAUCAAAUGGAUCACUUUGUAAAUCGAGCGUUCAGGAUAUUUCUAUAAAGACAAAGAAAUAUGAAGGUUAUUAAAAAGAA
Molecule: messenger RNA, 2683 nt
Organism: Anneissia japonica
Lineage: Eukaryota; Metazoa; Echinodermata; Crinoidea; Comatulida; Comatulidae
Product: putative tRNA pseudouridine synthase Pus10
Exons: 19
Coding region: 163-1869 (568 amino acids)
Biological process (GO): tRNA pseudouridine synthesis
Molecular function (GO): pseudouridine synthase activity; RNA binding
Source: RefSeq, a predicted model, not a curated record